Molecule: messenger RNA, 1650 nt
Organism: Corylus avellana
Lineage: Eukaryota; Viridiplantae; Streptophyta; Magnoliopsida; Fagales; Betulaceae
Source: RefSeq, a predicted model, not a curated record
AUCCUAAGGCUUAUUAAAUUGAAAAAUAAAUCUUUCUCUCUCCUGUCAGCACAAGUCUCAACGCAACGCAAGCUCUCUCUUUCCUGUCCAACACGCCACCCAUCUCGCUCAAUACAAGCUCUCUCCGCUCAAUACAAGCUCUCUCUGCGAAAAUUCCGUCUUCUUCAACCUCUCAAGUUUCAUCUGUUCUACACAAGGUAGAGAGGAGACCGAAAAGAGAGAAAAUUCGAGAUUGAGAGAGAAUGGUGAGCGUUCUGUUCAAGCCGAGAGAGAGAGACUGAAGAACGGUGGUUGAGCCACCGUCGUCGUGGAGUGGGCAGCGCGUGGGCAAAGCUGAACCAGUCCUUUUCCGGCGAGCGUAGUGUCCAGCUCAGAAAGCUACUUGCACUCAUGGACUCACAAGAGGGGUUGCAAGAGUUCAAUGAAACUCCUUCCCAAAGCUUCACCAUGCUCUUACAAGAGGGGCGUCAAUACAACAAUGAAAAUCCACCCCAACCUAAAAAGAAGUCUACUACUAAAAAAACAAACUUCUCAAUAGAAGAAGACGUUUUACUAGUAAAGGCUUGGCUCAAUACUGGCCUUGAUCCAAUUCAAGGGAAUUCUCAAAAAAGCACCAAAUUUUGGGAUAGGAUUUUGGAGAACUAUAAUGAGAACAAGAAAGAAACCACUGUAGAACGGACUGCACAUUCUUUAUCAAAUCGAUGGUCUUUCAUCCAAAAAGUCAUCAACAAAUUCUGUGGGUACUUAGAACAAGUUGAACAUAGGAAUCAAAGUGGUAUUGGUGAGCAAGAUAAGAUCAAUAUGGCAAAGGCUAUGUACCAGGAGUUGAAUAACAAUGCCAUAUUUCAAUUUGAACAUUUGUGGAAUAUGUUGAAGACAGUACCGAAAUGGAAGAAAUAUAUGUUGACUCAAUCAGAUUUGAAAAGGAAAUGCCUUGAUACAAGUACUUCUUAUCCGCUAGAUGUUAUACAUUUAGGGGAAGAUAACAAUGAUCAAGAUGUACAUGUAGCCUUGGAGAGACCUAUAGGCAAGAAGGCUGCGAAAGAGAGAGAGAGAAAAAGAAAGAGCAACAAUUGUGGAGAGAAAGAGAUUGUGAUGGAGGUUUUGAGUGGAUUAGCGGAAGCGAAGAAGAGAUUACAUGAGGAGAGAAAGAAAGAGAUCGAUACGACAAAGGAGGAGAUCAUUCGUAUUGAGAAACAAAAGCUUGAGCAUUUGGAAGUCCAGGUGAAAGAUGGGUCUAUAUACUCUGGAAUAUUUCAUGCAACAAACACUACUGAAAAAGAUUUUGGAAUCAUCUUGAAAAUGGCGCGCUUGACAAAGGAUGGUUCUGUACGAGGGCAGAAGGCUACUGCAGAGUCUGUUAGCAAGGCUCCUUCAAAGACUUUUAUCAUACCUGGCAAAGAGCUUGUACAAGUUGUUGCAAAGGGGGUGUCUGUAACUAGGGAUGAGUUAUCACAUGAAGUCCAACAUGAAAAGCAGCAGGAGCUUAUGCUGGACUCCUCCAUAUCACAAUCUCGAUAUGUUGAGAUGGAGAGAGAACUAGAACCCUGGGUCCCUGGUGAAGAUGAUCCUCAAUUUCCUGAACUGGAUAAUAUAUUUGAUGACCCUUGGCAUAGGUUGUUAUAAUAACUAUUUCUUUCCCCAAAUAUC